AUGGCUUCGAGCAUUUGUGCACUGAUACUUGACUCUACAUCUGAAGAGGCUCUUCUAUAUCAUCCUAACUUUGGCCGUGGCAAUCUAAUUAGUCUGUCUCAUCUCAUCAUGAGAAGUUUGGCUAAAUGUGGUCAGGAUAUGGUGCCUGAUGAUGCUGAGGCAGAAGCAGAUCUUCAUGAGAUUGUUACCUCAGGUAGCUCAACUUGGGAAGUUCCUUUAAUUGUACAACGUUCAUUCUCUUUCAGAAAGGAAAUUCUCUGUAAAAGCGCCCUCCGGUCAAGGAAUUUGAUUGACUUUCAGCAUGAAAGAGCUAACCAGUUGGGCAGUGAAACUCUUCUAGCUGUUUCAUCCAGUCUUCAGAACGAGACAUCAAAUGACGCCUUCCAAACAGAUUACCGGGAUGCAAAUCAUUCAGAUAUGGUGCCUGAUGAUGCUGAGGCAGAAGCAGAUCUUCACGAGAUUGUUACCUCAGGAUAUUCUCGUUGGGCUGAUCGGUUUCCCCACAUCAAAGAGGCGGUGGAGAGAUAG
Molecule: messenger RNA, 528 nt
Organism: Ilex paraguariensis (yerba mate)
Lineage: Eukaryota; Viridiplantae; Streptophyta; Magnoliopsida; Aquifoliales; Aquifoliaceae
Source: the annotation of a GenBank genome assembly